Messenger RNA from Plasmodium inui San Antonio 1, 8064 nucleotides. RefSeq lists its product as hypothetical. Gene Ontology annotation, biological process: mRNA splicing, via spliceosome. Bases 1 to 8064 code for a protein of 2687 amino acids. Gene Ontology annotation, cellular component: precatalytic spliceosome. The transcript has 2 exons. The record is from RefSeq and is a predicted model, not a curated record. Lineage: Eukaryota; Apicomplexa; Aconoidasida; Haemosporida; Plasmodiidae. Gene Ontology annotation, molecular function: protein binding.
AUGAACGAGGAUUUAAAAUUAGGAUCCAUCAUAUGGCCCAACUUCACAUCCCCCUUUAGCAUCUCAUGCUACUGCAUGAAUGAGGGAUGCACCGUUCUAUCCGUGGGCAGCUACGAGGGCAGCAUCGUCUUGUUUAAAGUUGGAGAGAAUGCAAGUAGCGCGCGAGGAGGCGGUAGUUGUGGCAGUACGAGUUACCCCGGUUCGAAUGAAACAGGUGUGAUUGGCGUAGACAGUGUGGGUGCCGUCUUUGUAUCGCCAGGUGGAGGUUACAAACAGGAAUUGAAAAAAGGCGCCGGGGGAGGGGACAAAUUCAGUCUUGCGGGGAAGCAUCCAGAUGAGAAUGAAACCCCGAUGAGUAGUAAUUCCCCAGGGGCAGGAGAACCAGGCGACAGGGUACAUAAGGGUAGUGGGGCUAAACUCCAUAGGGGAGAGGGACGAGGAAAGACGGAACCGCUAAGCGGUGACGAAACGAGCGCAUAUAUGUACAGCGGAGGAGGGUGGAAUGUCAAGCCGGGGGAGGAACCAACAGGAGGGGAAGCAAAUCCAGGGAAAACAGACCGAGGGGAAGCAGACGUGGAGCCCCCAGAGAAUAGAGUAAACUUUCUCCCAUACUGUAUCCUCCUAAACAAUAACAACAACACGUGUAGCAACAGCAUUGUUCAGUUAUGCUUCGGGCUCUCUUGCUCGUCCCUCAUCGAGUGCAUCUCAAAGGAAAUCCUAAUUUCCCUUCACCUCGAUAACUGCCUCUAUUUUUGGUCUCUUGAUGAAGGUAGAUGCUUCAGAGUAGUAAAGGGUUUCAGUUUUUUUAUCUACAAUUUGAGGGUGUUGCCAGAUAGGCGGUUCAUAGUCCUGUGUGGAGAUAGGAAGGUCCUUCUGAUGGAUCUCUGGGGGAAUAAAAGCAGAGAGAUCAUUGCCCAGUUGACUUUGGAUAACUACAUGAAGGGGAGGAAUAACAGGAGUGAGAAGUUGCAAGGGGAGAGGGUCGGGCGAGGAGAUGCAGGCAUCCCAGGUAUCGCUCCCAAUUCAAAUCAUUGCGGUAAUAAAGGUUCUUCUGGUACAAGUAGGAAUUACUUCAUUGGAGAUUCGGCCGAUAGACACCACUCUUCGUCGUCCAGUUCGGAGGAAAUGAACGAUAGAGUCCUUAUCGAUGGGGGGGAUACAGGAGAACUUCAAGUCGGAGCACCAGGAUCAUGGAGUGAAAUGACUGACAAGAGUGAUACACCCUAUGGGAGUUUUCUCCUAUAUGGGAGCGAUGCACCUAGGGGAGGUGGAAAAGAGGAAGGAAAGGAAGAGGAGGGAUCCAUUUCUCUAAAAAAAAACUAUGUCAAUCGGAGGAAUGCAAAUCUUGGGGUUGGGACUUUAAGACAGAACGUGAGGGGACAAGGAAAUAGCUACGUCGCAUCAGAGGAGCGGAAACCUUUGGAAGAAAAUCUAAGAAAUAAAGACAAAACCGAAGGAGGUAACCAUACAGAGAAGGUACGAAUAUGCUGCGUCGCAACAGGGUUAGUCCCAUACCUUAAGGAGGAUAACCAGAGAUCCCUCAUCCAAUGCUUUAAAUUAUUGAAGAGAAAAUUAUACAGCACAUAUAGGAAGAAGGAAAAUAUAAAACGGGUUGUGUUACACGAUAAUGAGGCAGAGGUGAGUGGAAAUAAUUUAUCCACAGAUCAGAAUGAAGAAUAUACAAAGACGAAACAGGAAGAAGUUAAUAAGAAACUAAAUAAUCUAUUCAGCUGCCCAGUAUUCAUUGUUGCGUCGCUAUCCAAUGGAGACAUCAUAUGUUGGGACUUAACCGAUUUUUUAAUUUACUACAAAGGGAAGUGUCGAUUUGUAAUCAGGAUAGAAAAAACGGAACUUGACUUAUACAAAGAAAUUGUGAAUGAAAUUACAGAGAACUGUAUUAUGGAUGAAGUGCUAAAAAUCAAUGUGCAUACUUCUCAUGACAUGAAUUUGAAAUCGCAUGACCGAUGUUUGAAGUGUCAAGAUGUGUACCAACAGUGCAAUGGGUUGUAUAUCAUAGAACCUACGUUUAUUUCGAAUCUGACUCCAGCUGAAGAUUGGCUCGAAAUUGCUACCAGUGGGAACUCCAGCCGUAUAGGGGUCAUAGACAGCUACGUUAUAAUUUUGCAGGAAACGAGGUUAAUCAUUUAUGAGCAGAAGGACUCCUCCUCCAUGUUUGUGCCCCUGAUGGAUUUGUUUUGUCCGGACUACCACCAGAAGUCGCAGAAGAGGAAGCGCCGGAACCCGCACUGGGUUGGCCUGCAGGUUGUGCGCCGUCCCCUCUUGAGGUUUUCCUCGGGUAUCUUCAAAAGCAGCGGACUGAAAACAAAAUCCUUCGACAUCAUGCAGAAGAUGUCGAAGAAUGUGUGCGGCUCGAUAAUCGCCUGGACAACGGAGGGAAACUUCUACAGCUACACUUUGCCGCUGAAAUUUUCUAGUCUCUUCCUGUCCUUCCAGUCAAACAUUAAAUCCUUCUUCCUGAUGAGUGUUCCGAAGAAGUACUUGGGUUCACAUAAGAGCCCCAUCCCUAUAGUGAUAUACAAGGAGCGCAUAUGCCGGAAGAGGAACUUCCUAACGGAUGACGACGACGACGGAGAGGAAAACAGAGCGAGCAAUCAUAACGAAGGGGGGAGUAACUACAACAAUAGUAACAAGUUUAGAAUCAAAAUAAAUGACAGUACGGAGAUAAAUCGAAGUUAUUUAAAAAGAAACAUAUCAAUGGAUUCGAUAAAAUCCAACACCGCUUCGAAUGAUCAGGUGAUGUUUACUAGACACACCUCUUAUGAGUACAGGAAUUGGCCCCGAAGCAAUACGAUCGGUAGAGGUACCAGAGGGAAAAACAUCAAUUCUAUGAAAUAUGCCAAAUGCAAAGAUGAUUUAUUGUUUCUUUUUAUAAGUAGGAAGAGUCCUCAUAGAAUUGUCCUAUUUGAGGGGUUACUUAGUGCCUGGUUUAAGACGAGCAGGUUGGAGAAAGUCUGGCUCUUGCCAAAGAGGAAGAGAGUCAUGCAAACGAUGAAGAAUAAGGAGAAUAAAAAUGAUACCAUAUUGGGUGGAAAAGGAGACGAACCCGUUAAAGUGAACCCCGAAGUUAGGGAGGAAGAUAACUGGGAUGCUACUGCGUGGUUGCAUAUGGAGCAUGUCCUUCCUCCGAACAUACGUAGGUGCAGUGAUCUGCUCACCGAUUUAUUGCACAAUAAGGAGUGCACUGUUGAAGGGGGGCAUGCUGAAAGAGCAGAAGUCGAUAGGGGAGGUAAAUCCAUAGUGGCGUACGCAAUAGCAGAGCGGAAUCAAAACAUAUACGUUUUUUUAAGCUUUACCAAUGGGCGUGUUUUAAGUGCGUUAAUUAAUUCUUAUGGAAAGUCCCCUCGAGGAAAAAUCAUAAGAAAGAGAGAAGGGAAAACAAAUGGGCCGGGAAGUAGAUUAAUCCGAGAGUUACCCCUUCCCCACUAUGUCGUAAAAAAAAGUGUCUUCAUAACGACUCUCCAUUGUGAGAGGAACUACCUGGUAGGAGGGUCCAGCAGAGGAGACAUUUUAAUAUGGGACAUCAGAAGCUUUAAGUUGAAAAAGUUUAUCAAGGCUUGCCAUUUUAACUACGUGAGAAGCAUCCAUAGCGUUAUCGAUCAAAAUGCCACCAACAGAGGAGGGGGCACAUGUUCAGUGAGCAAAGAAACGGAAUCCUUCUGGGUUCUAAGCUGUGAUGCCAGCAACAAUCUCAUUCUUCUCAAUUUGAAUGAAUGCAACUACGACGAGAAUAAUUUUUCAUAUCUGUUUUGCAAAAAUGAUAGAUGCAGAAUAGCCAUAACGACAGACGAAGAAUUGUUAAGGAAGAAAGAGCUCGAGAUUCUCCAAAAAAAAAAAAAGAAAAUCCUCUUUUUAAAUUAUAUGAGAAAUUUCUUUAAAAAAAAAGGACUAUACAAUAACGGAAAAGCUACGGAAAGAAAAGACAGCCUAUUGCACAUGCUAAAAAUUAAAAAAGACUUAAAGGUGAAGCUAAUGGAGGGUUUCUAUUAUGCCACCUCAUGCACCAUGAGCAGACCUGUUUGUGAUUCCAAAGGAACCUUGUUCAAUGUGAAGAGAAAGAUUCAUAAAAAGAGGAAGAGACAUCAUGGGGAGAUAAAGAAUAUGAUCAAUGUAUGUCUUUACUGUUCUUUUAAGAAGCUGGAGAAGAAGAAUGAAAUAAAUUUCAAAUUAAUAAAUCAUGUCUACGUCAAUACAUUUUCGUCUCUGUUGUAUAUCACUUCGCUGAAUAAUUUGGUCUUCAUUUAUGAGUAUGGCAGCGGGUGCUUCCUGCGGUGUUUGUACGAUUCGGACUUUGCUGCCAUGUGCGUCGUCCCCACGGAGACAUGUCACAUGAAACUCGGCGUAGACGUCACGUCGGUGCGCGUCCUCAACAGGGUGCGCACAGGUGGCAGCAGGGUUGACGGGAAGGUUAACACGGUAGUUCGGGGGGAAGUUCGCGCGGAGGUUGGCAGCUGCAACAGCAGCCAUAGGAGUAGCGACGGAAGCAGCGGCCUGAGCGACGACCGGAGGAGGGUCAGAACCGAAAGUGGAGGAGUGCCCCAAGGCAGCAUCCUCCUCGCGGAGCGCGAAAACGAGCAUAGAGAAGAAGUAUAUCACUGCAUCCCACCAAGGAAGAGCACCCCCCGCACAAAAGUGCAUGGAAGGGCAGAAGUGCAUAGAAGGGCAGAAGCACAUGGAAGGGCAAAUGAGAAGCACCCCUCCAGCUACAUUGUGAAGAGCCAGAUACCAGUCAUAAGUUACGUUCUAUUCAGAGACAGCAAUUUGUCCCAAAAGGCUUUGCCAUUGACGAAGUUUUUAUUCCCUUUUUUUCUGCCACCCAAAUGUGUGCAUCUUUGUAGGGAGUUAUUUCCCUUUCUAGUGAGCUUCCCCUCGAUUCCAUUCUCGUUGUGUAUCCACGGGAAGGAAUCCACUCUGUCGACGCUUAUCCCGAUGUCGACUCAGAUAUAUUACUUCUCCAAGAUGCACUCACUGAAGGAGGGUACGUGUGAGGGAAAAGUUUAUGUCACGAUCAGUGGAGGAAGGAGAGACAAAUACCAUAUGCAGCAGAAGAAGAAAAAAGAAAAAUUCCUUUUUGAUUCCCUGCAUUUGGAUGAGCCAUACAUAUACAAUAACAGAUUUAAGAAAAAAUUUUUCCUAAGUGAAGAAUAUAAAAAGAAGUACCUCAUUUUUGGGAUCAAGAUGGGGAGUCUCAAGCGACGGUGCAACAAUUUUAUGGAAUUUUCGAAAUAUAGGAAUUUGCAGAUGUAUAGAUAUGACGAGGGGAGCAGCCUCUUUAACGUGGAUCCGAGGGGAACUCUAGGCGCUGAUCCAUCUGGGGCGGAAGAACUCCAGGGAGAGACGAAAAAGACGGAACUGCCACGGGACAAGGCAGAGAUGAUGCUAAAAAGUAGACGUGACCCCACACAAAGUCAUGGCAACAGAAAGAGUGGUAGCAAUAGUGCCGCUUGUCUUAACUGCAAUAGUGCCCGUGGUGGUGACUCUCCUGAGAGGUCCAGCUUUAAGGAAGAACCUUAUGGGGUACAUAACCAACCGGUUAAGGGCGAAGGAGGGGUUGCAAAGAGACUCAUUCGCAAUGCCUCCUCAGGUACCAGCUGUUGUCCGUUGAAUAGUGUAGAAGAUCCCAAAAUUUUCAGCACUGCAGCGAGGAGGAAGAAGUACCAUAUGAUGCAGUACAAUUAUUACAAAGAUCUGAGGGUGCGUCGGCGGACCAUGGCAGGGUCGACCAAGUGGUUUUUGAAAUACUCAGAUGAUGAGUUCGCCAAUUAUUCGUCGGACAAGUCGAGUCUGUACCUGUAUGUGAAGAGUGAUCGGCAUCGUCGCUCCACAGGGCUCCACCAUCGUGGCAGCCAUACCAAUCGUGGUAGCCACACCCGUCAUGUGCAAACCCAAGGGAGGAGUCCUCCCGUCCACCGGAAACUCCUCUUCCAGAACAAUUCCGUGGAUGUUUACUGCAACAGCGUGUACGUGAAGACGCUGUACUGCUGCUUUAUGCUGCGAUUCCUGAGUCUGUGGUGCGCCAGUAGCAAGGGGGGGCAGUACGACCCCGCCACGCUGUUCACCUUUAGGAAAUACAUAAUAGAGAACCUACCCGAUAGCAACACGCUAAACCUGUUUCUUCUGAGCUACAUAUCUAUGUACCCAUAUGAUAAGAGCAUACGAAUACAGCUGCAAAGGUUUAUGUGCACCGUGAUAGCCAAUGUGAAGGAGAAGACUUUGGACAAGUAUGCGAAAACGUGUACAGAAAUUUUAAGAAUAAAUAAUAAGAAAAAAAGAAUCAUACAAAAGAACAUGGAUGAAAUAUCCCUAUAUGACACGACGGGGACCUAUGUGAUUACCAUUAUGAUACCAAAAGUGGGAUCCUUCUUCUUUUACCCGUUCAUCUAUGCUGACGAGAUCUGCCUCACUCUGUUACUCCUACUACUUCUGACUAAAUCGCAUUAUUUGAGGAACUCGAAAACGUUCUAUACCAAUGCGAAUAUGAUUACCCUAAUUGUGCAUCACAUAUGUUACUACAUUUUUGUGGACACGCAGUAUCUAAUCGAGAAGGAGAACAAAUUUAACAAAUUUAAGUUGUUUCACUUUAUUCACAUGCUGUCCUUGAGCUUUUCCAUAACCUGGGAUUUUCACGUGCUGGUCCAGAGGGGCAUUUUCACCAGCAAUAUGAAGAAUAUGUCGUACCUUUCUUUCAAUUUGCAUUUAAAGAAGGAAGAUUUUAAUAUGAACGAGAGGAUGAUUGAUGAGAAUUAUUUUAAGGCACUGAGGGAUUAUUACAUUCUAGGGGCCCCACCCCCAGGGGUAGCAGCGGCAGAAGCAGCCGUGGCUCCUGGGGUUUCUACCGCUUCUGUCGCUUCUACCGCUCCUUUUGCGGGGGCCGCCAUGCCCCUUGCAGGAAGCGAUAGAACGGUAGGCCCCUCCGUGAAUGAAAUAAAUUUAAACAAUUACCUGGACGAUUUUCUCGCAGGCCCAGAUAACGGAAAAGUGGGAGGAGAGAUCGAAUCGGAGAGGGAAGAACAGUUGCCACUGCAGUCUUAUGAAAAUGUCUUCUCUGAGGUACCCAGUGAAGGGAAGAGCGCUAUCCUGGGAAAAUCAAAUGAAGUUCUCGAUAUAGGAACAAAUGGGUCAGGGCCAUCCCCAAUAGUCGUUGGAGUUAUCAAUCAAGUCACUUCAGCAGAUCAAAUUCAUCCUGUGGAAACGAUAAGAAGAGGACAAAGCUAUUACAACGAAUUGUACCAUUUAUCAUGUGAUGAGAGCAGAAUGAAGAUGCUCCAAAUGAACCGAAAAAAAUCACAAAUAAAUGAACAUAACUACAUUAACAUAUGUCACUUCAUUCUGAAUAUCUUCGAUCUGUACACACUGUCGAUGAAUAAUAUGAGUUUUUUAAAGUUAUUAAUUAACACAGGAAGGACGGAGCCUUAUUUAUUCUUAAAGACGCUACAUUAUAUAACGAGUAAUGUCCACCGAAGAGUAUCAUGUAUGAAUAAAAUUCUCUUCCUUCUCAUCAUUUUGAUAAAAAAUUAUAAACCUAUCUUUGUCCUCUACAUGGACAUAAUUAUUGAUAUCGUUUUGAAUUCUCUGGACCCCUCCAACAACGUUCGUAUCUUAUGUUUGAAGUUAUCUACCAGCUUAAUAUACACCUUAGUUAAGCAAUACCGGAUUUGCUGCUUUAAUAAAUAUACACAAAGAUUGGCGGUGGCAAAUAAUAUGACUAAGUGCAUUUAUCUAUACGAUUUGAAGAAUGCAAAAAAAUUGAAAAUUUUUCAAGGGCAUAAGAGAGACGUUGAUUGUAUUAACUUCAACAGCACGGGGACCUGCUUGGCUUCGUACUCCAAGCUAGAUCUCUCGUUCAAAAUAUGGAACUGCACAAAUGCGGGUCUGUUUAGUGGGUUCUUAAAAAUUCAAUCCAAGUGCGCCAGGGACAUACAGCUCUCCAGGAUAAAGCUCAGCUACUUGUACCUCUCGGACGACUACAUAGAUAUUAGUUACAAGAAGAAGAACGAGUGGGCCCUCCGGCGCGAGGACAACGCGGUGUAUUUGAUAUACAUCUAG